This is a messenger RNA of Serinus canaria (Common canary), 3424 nucleotides long. RefSeq names its product intraflagellar transport 80 (gene IFT80). Bases 272 to 2608 code for a protein of 778 amino acids. Lineage: Eukaryota; Metazoa; Chordata; Aves; Passeriformes; Fringillidae. Gene Ontology annotation, cellular component: centrosome; cilium; intraciliary transport particle B. Gene Ontology annotation, molecular function: protein binding. The transcript is spliced from 21 exons. The record is from RefSeq and is a predicted model, not a curated record. Gene Ontology annotation, biological process: cilium assembly.
UCGCCAUAGCGACGGCGGCGCUUGGCGGCGGGGGGAGCGGGAGCCGCCGCUCCUGAGGCGACGGGAGCGGGACGGGGAGGCGGGAUCAUCCCUGGAUCGGCCAGGAGCGGGAUCAUCCUGGGAUCCGCCGGGAGCUGGCGGCGGGAUCGCCCCGUGUUCCCCUGGGAGCGGGCUCCGGCGGGAGCGGGCUCCGGCCGCCGCUCUGCGCGCUCCCUCCCGCUGCCCGCGCAGUUAUUACCCAUGGUUUUAAUGCUCCAUCAGAACAACUGAGAUGAGACUGAAGACUUCCCUUUUAAAGGAGCCAAAACAUAAGGACUUGGUGAGCUGUGUGGGCUGGACAACAGCUGAUGAGCUGUUCUCCUGCAGCGAUGACCACCAGGUCAUGAAAUGGAACCCAGUGACCAGCGAGACCACUCGUGUGCUGAAGCUGCCAGAUGAUGUCUAUCCCUUAGAUCUGCACUGGUUUCCCAGGGGCAUUGGUGGCAAGAAGCAAUCCCAGGCUGAGAGCUUUGUUCUGACCAGCUCUGAUGGGAAAUUCCACUUGAUUUCCAAGCUAGGAAGAGUGGAGAAAAGUGUAGAAGCACAUUGGGGAGCUGUCCUUGCAGGAAGGUGGAAUUAUGAGGGAACAGCCCUGGUUACAGUUGGGGAAGAUGGCCAAGUGAAAAUCUGGUCUAAGAGUGGAAUGCUGAGAUCUACCUUGGCUCAGCAAGGAACUCCAGUGUACUCAGUGUCCUGGGCCCCUGACUCUGACAAAGUUCUCUACACCUCAGGGCAGCAGCUGAUCAUUAAACCCCUCCAGCCAAAUGCUAAAGUUCUGCAGUGGAAAGGCCACGAUGGGCUGGUGUUGAAGACAGACUGGAAUGCAGUGAACGGGCUGAUCCUCUCUGCAGGGGAGGAUUGCAGGUACAAGGUUUGGGACAGUUUUGGCCGUGCCCUGUUCAGCUGCCAGCCCCACGAGUAUCCCCUCACUGCCAUCGCCUGGGCUCCCGAUGGGGAGCUGUUUGCUGUGGGCUCCUUCAACACUCUGCGUCUCUGUGACAAAACUGGGUGGUCUUAUGCCCUGGAGAAGCCCAACACUGGCAGCAUUUUUGCCAUUUCCUGGUCCAUCGAUGGCACCCAGCUGGCAGGAGCCUGUGGGAAUGGCCAGGUCAUCUUUGCCCACGUGGUGGAGCAGCACUGGGAGUGGCAAAACUUCCAAAUUACCUUAGUGAAGAGAAGAACCAUGAAGGUGCACAAUGUCAUCAACGAUGCCGUGGAUUUGCUGGAAUUCCGGGACAGGGUCAUUAAAGCCUCCCUGAGCUAUGGAUACCUGGUGGUCUCCACCUCCCUGCAGUGCUACGUCUUCUCGACAAGGAACUGGAACACUCCAUUGAUUUUUGACCUGAAGGAAGGAACUGUGAGUUUGAUUCUCCAAGCAGAAAGGCAUUUCCUUCUGGUGGAUGGUGCAGGGCUUUAUCUGUAUUCCUAUGAAGGCAGAUUGAUUUCCUCCCCCAAGUACCCCGGCCUGAGGACAGACGUUCUGAGUGCCCUGACCGUGUCCCUGAGCAGUGACACCCUGGCCCUGAGGGACAAGGCUGAUGAGAAGGUUAUCUACAUCUUUGAAGCUUUGUCUGGGAAGCCCCUGGGGGAUGGCAAACCUCUGACCCACAAGACAGAGAUUGUGGAGAUUGCUUUGGACCAGAAAGGACUGACAAGUGAGAGAAAAAUAGCUUUUAUUGAUAAGAACAGAGAUCUUUUCAUCACCUCGGUGAAGAGGUUUGGGAAAGAGCAGAAGAUUGUCAAAAUAGGGACCAUGGUGCAGAGUUUGGCGUGGAACGACAGCUGCAACAUCCUGUGUGGCAUCCAGGACUGCAGGCUCACAGUCUGGUACUACCCCAACACCGUCUACGUGGACAGAGACCUUCUCCCAAAAACCCUCUGUGAAAAAGAUGCCAGUGAGUUCAGCAGGAGCGGGCAGAUCGUGAGCUUUGUGGGCAGCCAGGUGACCAUCAGGAGGGCAGACGGCUCCCUGGUGCACCUGCACGUCUCGCCCUACCCCGCCAUCCUGCACGGCCACGUCAGCUCCUCCCGCUGGCAGGACGGGCUCAGGCUCUGCAGGUUUGUCAAGGACCAGACGCUGUGGGCUUGUUUGGCUGCCAUGGCAGUGGCCCACAAGGACAUGAGCACGGCUGAGAUUGCCUAUGCAGCCAUUGGUGAGAUUGACAAGGUGCAGUACAUCAACUCCAUCCAGGAGCUGCCCUCCAAGGAGUCCAGGCUGGCUCACAUGCUGCUCUUCAGUGGGAACUGCCAGGAGGCUGAAACCCUCCUGCUCCAGGCUGGCCUGGUUUACCAAGCCAUCCAAAUCAACAUUAACCUUUACAACUGGGAAAGAGCCCUGGAGCUGGCAGUGAAGCACAGGACACACGUGGACACAGUCCUGGCUUACAGACGGAAAUUCCUGGAGGAUUUUGGGAAAAAAGAAACCAACCAAAGGUUUUUGCAGUAUGCAGAAGGUCUGGAAGUGGAUUGGAAUAAAAUCAAAGCCAAAAUCGAGAUGGAAAUUGCUAAAGAGAGAGAACGAGCAGCAGCCAGUGCUGCAGGGAGGAGCAGUGUGACUGUGCAGCAAUAAUUCACAUUUUGGACACCUUCAAAGUGCUGCUUCAAUAUUUGGCAAUAAAACUUUGAGAUCUGGAUUGGUCUGUGGGAUUUUACCCUUUGGGACUGGAGCAGGAGGAAGGUUUGAAUCAUCUGACAUGAAAAUUUGAUUUUACAGAUUAUGUGGAACUGUUUCCUGCAGCAAAUCUGGUGAUUGUUGCCUGAUUCACUUCAGAGUAGUCACAAGUAUAAAUGAGCAGCUGUGGAAAAGCCUGAAGCUUUGUAAAAGCUAACUCUGAAAUGUUACCAGGUAUUUAUAGAAAUACAAAGUUUGUAUCACCCACAGCUGGGGGCAGGCUGGAGAGAAGCAAUUUACUAUUUUUAUAUUAGAGAUAUGGUGUUUAUAUUGGCUUUUACAUGUUUUUAUUAAACACUUUAAGACCUCCAUUUCUUUAUUUUGAUGAUAACAGAGAUGAAAUUUUACUCUGCAGGGGGUGGGGAAGAGCCAGGGAGAAAAAAGGAUUUUAUGAAUUGAUCACAUGUGAGAAUCUCUAUUUCCAAACUUUAUUUCUAUUGAUCCACAUCAGUCACGGGAUGCCUUGUGCUAUAAAAUUUCCAAUACUGGAAUUUAACCUUUUCAUUUUAGUUCAGGUGCCUUUGCCCUCCUGUAAAAGUUUGGGAAAACAGGAUGGGCUGGUCAGGGAAAGGGAGGGACGAGCCUGCACAGAGCUUGGUUGUACCAAACAAUAAAAUACUUCAUUAUUUCUGGGUUUUUCAUGAAGGGUCUGUGAGAAUAAUCUUACUCCAUGAAAAGAAAUGACUGUGCUAGUUGGAGCCCUGCAGUCCUGAA